UCCAAUCUGAUUAGAAGAACGGAAAACAUAGCAUAAAGUUGUUUUUAUUUGAUCUGAACAGAUAUGAUCAGAAUCUUUCUCAUCUAAAUUGAUUCUAAUUGGAAUAAGUAAUAAGAAUAAUAUGAAGAGAACAUGCCCUUAUACUCGAGUGUAGAAGUUGUAUUGUUGAAUUAACAAUUGUAAGCAUAGUAUAAAGAGGUAUCCAUGCCACACGAGUCCGUAGAACAAAUGUGACAAUGCCAUGAAUGAAAUAACAAUCAGAUUUGGAAAGAAAUGAUCAACAACCACUACCUUCAUGGCUUCAUCCUACUAGAAUUUGCCAACUUUUAACGUAAAUUACACUACAGGUUGUCAAAUUGCAGCAGGGCAAAGGGAGUACUAAAUAUUACAACAUCAAACCUGCUAUAAUCCCAACUCCAUUGGGGUAUAGGAAAUACUAAAUACAGAGCAAUAAAUAAGUUGUGUUCCUAAUAAGGCUAAUAUAUAACAUUCAAAUAGUAAUGUUAUGGUCAGCUAAUCUAGAGGCUAGGACUGGUAAAGAAUUGAAGGCCUCCUAAAGGCAAGCACGGACACAAAAUAGAAGAAGCUAAAUGAUUUCUUAUUAUAACCUAUGUAUAAUGCAUAUUUUGUAUAGACUAUUGAAUACAUAAUGAUUCAACUAAAUAGCAUACAUUGUUUUGGAAACCAAUGCCAUGUAACUUAAAACUUUGUUGUUUAAUGUGUGCAAGGAAGAAACUCAAUGGUCUCAAAUAACAACUUACCUUUUUGUCAAUGUGAAGCAUCCGAAUAGGACAAGCAUUUGAGUCCUAAUUAGGAUUAACAAUAUAUCACGUGUUCAUGUCAUUUGAGUCCAAACUCUUUGUAUUGAGCUUAAACUGGGCGAGUCUGGUUAAGUAAUACAAUUCACUUCGUCUGGCGACUUGUUUGACAUUAUCAGUGCAAGUUAACCAAGGAGUUAAUCAUCUCAAUUCUAUCAUAAGGGCGGGCAUAAGGGUGUCCUAUGGUAUAUGAGAAGCAGAGAAAGAACUACCUUCAACAAUAUUAUAGGGUAGUGAUACGGACUUAUUUCAUUGUCCUACUGGUUAAAUUGGGGACUUGGUGACGAGUUUAUAUAGCCAAGGGUUCUCCAACCUUAAUAGCUAGCUUUUGGGGUGUGUCUCUCCAUUGUGUUGUAUCAGGUAAAUGUAAUUUACCCUCCUCAAGGUUUGUACAAAGUCCAAACUACCAAUGAGGGCAAUGACACCCUAAUGUUUUGCAUAAGUAACAACCCAACCUCUGGGUGCCUAUUAUAUACUCCCUCCCCGUCCACAAAUAAACUUCUCGUUCACUGUUCAGAGGGUCAAACUUUAUUCACUUUAUUGGCCUAUUUUUGUUACCCAUUUGAUAAAAUAAUAUGGUCAUGUGAACUCUAGUUUUGUAAAUCUUUUGAUAUAGUUUUUUAAUAUGUAAUUUUUAUUUUAAAAUUUCACACCAUUUUUCAUAUAAAAUGAUUUAAAAAUAACUUCAGCCAAACAUCGUAAUUUGAUAACUCUGUCUCGAACUCAAUGUAAUACUCCGUAAUUUGAACAAAUUGAGUACACAUAAUAGUUAAGACAAGCUAGGGUAAAUUUAAAUUCUACCAAAGUACUUCAGACUGUUCGCAUUGAACAGAGACAAGGUGAAUCUAGCUAAAUCUGUUCGUAUUUGUGCAAAGCUUGGGGUCAUGGUAAUCCCAAAGCGUCGUGGUUAUACUUAGAUUUAUUCCAAUUGGAUUAUGCAAGUGAGGCCAAACUACAUUUUAACCUAGGUUAAUCUAGAAGCUCUUGCAAUGAAGAUCUUGAAUCCAAGCUGCGGAACUGUACAGGCUUUUCAGAUGUAAUCUAUAGAAAGUGGGGCUAAACAUGAAGAAAUCACUUACCUGAAAAUCAGACUUGCGAGACCUCUAGCUUCUCCGACAUGUGAAGUCCACCGGAAAGUUCCAAAUCUGCUUCUUAUUCAAGCUGUCCAGUUCAGUAAGGGCAAUUGAAUGCGAGAUGCGGAUGGGGAAUUGAUGGAUACCGUGGAGGAUAUCAAGUUCACCCAGCUCUUCAUCAAUGGCCGAUUCGUCGACGCCCUCUCCGGCAGGACCUUCGAGACAAUUGACCCGAGGACCGGUGAAGCCUUCGCAAGGGUCGCCGAGGGAGACAAGGACGACGUCGACUUGGCCGUCAAGGCUGCCCGUCACGCCUUCGACCACGGCCCCUGGCCCCGCCUCUCCGGAUCAGAGAGGGGAAGAAUAAUGAUGAAGCUGGCGGAGUUGAUCGAAGAGAACGCGGAGGAACUGGCGGCGCUGGACACAAUGGACGCCGGGAAUCUGUACAGCCUGGGGAAGGCGGUGGACGUUCCGGAAGCAGCAGCGACGCUACGGUACUUCGCCGGGGCGGCGGACAAGAUCCACGGGGAGACGCUGAAGACGUCGAGGCCGGUUCAAGCGUACACGCUGCGGGAGCCGAUAGGGGUCGCCGGAAUGAUCAUCCCGUGGAACUUUCCGACCAUACUGUUCUUCGCUAAGGUGAGUCCCGCGUUAGCUGCGGGGUGUACCAUGGUUGUCAAGCCUGCUGAACAAACUCCCCACUCUGCUCUUUACUAUGCUCACCUCGCCCACAAGGCUGGUAUCCCGGCAGGAGUAUUGAACGUAAUUACAGGACUUGGGCCAACGGCUGGAGCAGCCAUUGCUUCUCAUAUGGAUAUUGACAUAGUGAGCUUUACAGGAUCAACAGAAGUUGGGAAGCUGGUGAUGAAGGCGGCGGGAGAGAGCAAUUUAAAACAAGUGAUGUUAGAGCUUGGAGGAAAGAACCCUCUCAUUGUGUUUGAAGAUGCAGACAUUGAUAUGGCUGCAAGUGUUGCCCAAUUUGGAAGUCUUUAUAAUAAGGGUGAAGUUUGUGUUGCGAGCUCUCGCAUUUUUGUUCAAGAAGGGAUUUAUGAUGAGUUUGCAAAGAAAUUAGUUGAGAAGGUGAAAAUGACAAUUGUUGGGGAUCCUUUCCAUCCAUCUACUCACCAAGGCCCCCAGGAUUCUAUGUUGAUUGCAAAGGACGAGAUAUUUGGACCCGUAAUUUCGCUGCUUAAAUUCAAAACGGUGGAGGAGGCCAUUAAGAGAGCAAAUGCUACAAAGUAUGGGCUAGCGGCAGGAAUAGUGACCAACGACUUAAACACUGCCAACACUGUUUCGAGGUCACUUAAAGCUGGGAUUGUUUGGAUAAAUUGUUACAUAGUAAUGGGGCAUGACAUUCCUUUUGGAGGAUACAAGAUGAGUGGCUUUGGGAGAGAUUCUGGGUUAGAUGCUCUUCAUAAAUAUCUCCAUACCAAAACUAUUGUUACUCCUUUGUAUAAUCUCCCUUGGCUCUAAUUAAAUUUAUACUACAUGUAUUGUAAUAACUAAUAAUAUUGGUUUCUAUAGGAUUCAUGUUUUGGCCUUUAGCUCCAUAAUCACUCUAAGCAUUCCAAAAUGAGGGGAUCCAUAGAUCCCACAUUACUUAGAACAGUAAAUAAUGGCUUAUACU
Messenger RNA from Cuscuta campestris, 3518 nucleotides. The record is from the annotation of a GenBank genome assembly. Lineage: Eukaryota; Viridiplantae; Streptophyta; Magnoliopsida; Solanales; Convolvulaceae.